AGUUCCCACGCACUCUCCUUCCCUGCGCCGUGCUGAGCUGGAAAAUGGCUGUGUAGGGCAACAGGGAGUUGUGAACGGGGAAAAGAAAGAAGGAUCGAGCGCAAAGAAGGCGAAGUAAGAAGUGGACAGAGGUUUUGUUCAAAGUUCCGCGCACUGCGAGAAGCUAUCGUCAGCAGAGAAGACAUCACACGGACUCUGUCCGCUACUUUGAAGUGUUAACGCGCCUCAGCCACAAGUAAGAAGGUUCAAGAAAUAUCCGCGGGUCGAUUGAAAUCCCUGUCCAGGGCACGUGAGAGCCUGAGAAAACCGAAGAGGAUUAAGUACCUUCCCACUCUACCACCUGUUCUCCAAUCAGACCACUGCAUUUGACCAUUGAGAGCCACCGACACAUGGCCCUCGACUGGCAAAGUCUUUUACUCGGCUGCUCCAAUAGCACCCAGCCAGCAGGUUUUGCUGUUUGAAAGAGCAUGUUGCCAACGCUCUCCCUUUGCUCCAUCAUCUGGCUCAGCCGGGGAAUCAAGCUGAGGAAAGUGCAGCAGUCCACCAACACCGGGCAGGUUUGAAACCGCUGCGAUCUGAAGUUGACCUAACAGCAGCAGAACACUAUCUUAUCAACUUUAGAAAUGCUUCUAAGCUUUGGGUGACUCCCCCCCUUCUCCCUUUGGCCCCCUGACCCCCCAUGCCACAGAACUAACACCAUCACCAGAAUUUAGUGACUCAACAGUCUUUGUAGUUUGUGUGGAGGAUUUUAGUGAAGCAGCAGCCUGUUGUUGCAGUGGCACUGCAGUGGGCUGCAACAUCUAAUCCUCUAUUCAGUGGCCAUUUUGAUUUUUGUCUCCCUAACAAAAUGGCGGCAGAAGGUUUCCAGUACCGUGCCCUGUAUGCAUUUACUAAGGACCAGGAAGAGGACUUGGAUCUGCAGCCCGGAGACCUGCUGACAGUUAGCAAGGCCUCUCUGCUGUCCAUGGAGAACUACCAGGAGGGCUGCGCGGAGCAGCCCAAGCGCCUCGGCUGGCUCCUCGGGUACAACGAGCGCACUAAGCAGAGAGGUGACUUCCCAGGGACUUACGUUGAGUACGUAGGCUCAGUCAAGAUGGCCCUGCCUUCAAGUCAACCCAGGUCCCAGCGACCCCUCCCUGCUGCUCCCAGACCAGACUCGUCUCAAGCUGUUUCUGUGCCGGACCUGAGCGAGCAGUUCACACCACCAGAGACAGCCCCCCCUGCCCUCGUCAGCCUGAUCCAAGCCAUAGAGAAGAGAGGUCUGGACUUCAAGACACUGUACAGGACAAAUAGCUCCUCAGUUUCUGACAGCACAGAGUGCGGCCUGAGCUCCGAAAGUGACAUGGGUCCGAAAGAUGUGGGUUACCUAUCUGAGUGUGUCUUGCACUACCUGGAAGACCUCCCGUCACCUGUCAUUCCAGCCCCUCUUUACCCCUACCUUCAGGCUGCUGUCACACUGCAGCAGCAGGUCCUACAGCAGUCAGCAGACGGUGCUGUAGCUGGUAGCCAUGACAGAGAGGUAAGCCAGGUCCUCGAGAGCUCCAAUGCCAUCCCUCUGCACCACCGUCUCACCCUGCAGUACCUCCUCACACACCUGGCCAAGGUCACCCAGGCGCAGGCCAACAACGGCCUGGACACGCACACGCUGGGAAAGAUCUUCGGACCGCUGCUGAUACGACCAGGCCAUUCCACCACUUGGCUGCCACUGGAUGAGGAGUUCCCUGCCCAUGUGGUGGAGAGGCUGUUGAUAGAGAGAACCACAGAGCAAGACCUCACUCCUCCAGUUCUUCCAGCAAAGCCAGUCAAGUCGAAGAUUUCACCAUCAGCCCUGACAGACACAUCCAGCCUGCUGAAUGAUGCUGAGUGGUACUGGGGAGAAAUCUCUAGAGAGGAGGUGAACGAGAAGCUGCGAGACACUCCAGAUGGCACCUUUCUGGUUCGGGAUGCUUCGAGUAAACUGGAGGGCGAGUACACGCUCACCCUCAGGAAAGGGGGGAACAACAAGCUCAUAAAGAUUUACCACCAAGACGGGAGGUAUGGCUUCUCAGAGCCUCUUACCUUCGUGUCUGUAGUAGAGCUCAUCAAUCACUACCGGCACGAAUCUCUGGCCCAGUACAAUGCCAAGCUGGACACCAAGCUUCUGUACCCUGUUUCCAAAUAUCAGCAGUUGGUGAAGGAGAACAGCAUAGAGGAGGUGGGCGAGCAGCUGAAGGUCUAUCAUGAACAGUACCAAGAGAAGAGCCGCGAGUACGACUCUUUAUAUGAAGAAUACACGCGCACCUCACAGGAGCUGCAGAUGAAGCGCACAGCCAUUGAGGCCUUCAAUGAGACCAUCAAGAUCUUUGAGGAGCAGUGUGAGACUCAGGAGCGCUACAGCAGAGAGUCUUUGGAGCGAUUCCAGCGCGAAGGCAACGAAAAGGAGGUUCAAAAGAUUCAGAGCAACUCUGAGCGAUUGAACUCUCGAGUGAAGGAGAUCCAUGACAGUAAGCGAAAGCUGGAGCAGGACCUGAGACAUCAGGUCUCUGACAACAGAGAGAUUGACAAGAAGAUGAACAGCCUCAAGCCAGAUCUCAUUCAGCUCCGCAAGAUCAGAAACCAGUAUUUAAUAUGGUUGACACAGAAGGGGACAAGGCAGAAGAAGAUCAAUGAAUGGCUGGGCAUAAAGAAUGAUGCUGAUGACUCCUACUCACUGGAGGAGGAUGAGGACUUACCCCACCAUGAUGAGUGCACCUGGUAUGUGGGUGAUGUCAAACGCACCCAGGCCGAGGAAAUGCUGAGAGGCAAAUGUGACGGAACCUUCCUCAUCCGAGAGAGCCAAUCACAGAAGGGCUCCUAUGCCUGUUCUGUAGUUGCUGAAGGUGACACCAAGCACUGCGUCAUCUACAAGACAACCACAGGCUAUGGAUUUGCUGAGCCCUACAAUCUGUACUCGUCCCUCAAAGACCUAGUGCUCCACUACAAAAACGUCUCUUUGGUCCAACACAAUGACCAGUUGAAUGUAAAUCUAGCCUACCCGGUGCUGGCCCGCUCUCAGAACCAGCACCCCAGAUGAAUUAUCCACCAGUAGUGUAGGAUGCCAUCCAGGGUGGAGAAACCAAAUUUUCACUCGUAUGCAUUGGGAAAAACAAACCUCUGAACAAUGCUUGCUCAUGUCUUUAAACUGGCAACUAAAAAAAAUCUUUACAUUUUUGGAUGGAGGCCGGUGCUAACUUCCCCCACUGACCCCAGUCCAGCGGAGAGCACUCUUUGCUAACAGCAUGGCUUUAAAACAAGCACACUGCUAGCACAGCUCAACACUGUACAGCUAGCCUGGCUGAUGCAGUGAGUUUUAACUUGAGGAGAGUGUCGCAUUAGCCAGCCAUGACUGUACAGUGUCAGGUAUGAAAAAAGUGUAAGAAAUUUACAAGAAAUCUUUGAUACAGAGGAAAAAAACAGGCUAAGUGUGUUAAAGGAAGGCAAAAUAAGCACACAAAAAUAUUAUUUUCAUUAUCAUGGAGAAGAAGUGGAGAGACCAGAUGGUGCGACAAUGGUAAAGAGUUACAGGAGGCACUUUUUUUUUUUUUUUAAUUGCCUUGAACUGAUGAGGACUGUCCUUAGACAAAGGCCCGAUCUGUCAUCCCCAGACUGCCUGCAAACUCUCCAUAGACAAAAGCCUGAGCUGUCAUCUGCUGAAAGGACUGGCUUGGCUGAACCAGGCUGCUCGUUUCACACCUGAAGGUGCAGAGAAGCCGAGGACCUGGGGUGGGGGUUGGGGGGUGGGGAUAGUCAAUGGAGCCUUGGGGUUUGAAGGGCUGUAAAAAGAUGGAUUGUUCAAGUGCCAUUGUAAUAGCUUUGAAUGACCACAAGCCUGUGUCACUACAGUAGAACAAGGGGGCACAUCGAGGUUGAAUGGAGGAAGAGAAGGAAGGAUGGAGUGAACAGCUGUCGACAUUGACAAAACUACAGCUUUAAAAAAAGGUAUUUUUUUAUGGAUUGAUCUUUAUGUCCACCUGCUUUGGCUUGUUGCUCUCUAUCAGUGGGCCUCCUGUUGAACUGACGAGGUACAGUAGAUACUGUGUUACAGGAUAGGAAUGCAUGGUACAUUUUUGGUAUAUUGUGAAUAGAGAAGUUAGUCACAAUACACUAGAUGGAGAGGUACACUGAUAAAUGCAGUUCAACAUGAUUCAGGUUUCCUUCUAAAUGGAAAUUGUGGAAAGACUCCUGCAUCAAACACGUCUCCUGUUUUCAUCCUCUUUAAUACUGUAGCACCUGUAGCCAUUGACUUAAGGCAUAACUGUUAGUGCUCCUUUUGCGUGUCUUCUUUUCUGUAUGCUAAAGACACUUGCAGAGCAUCAACCUAUGUGAUUAUUGUGUUUUCAGUACUGUAUUUACUUCAUCUCUAGCUAGAUUAGACUGUUGUAGCAGUACAGUGUCCUAGCAGAUGUUUAUUGUUGUUUUUUAAUGCAGAUUUACUUGUGGUACUUUCUUGCCACUUGCGCCUGACCGUUAAUUUCGUCAGACGCUUGACUCACAGAGCUGUAGAACACUGAUGUAAAAAAACAAAGAAUCAGUAAUAUAACUCAUGUACAGUAUAUUUCAGACACACAUGCAGUCAGUGUAUGUGACUUUAUACAGUUUCAUUGCAGCGCUUCUUUGUGUUUUCAGAAUAUAUGCUAUGCUCUUAGACUCUGUUUAAGGAUGCAAGUAUCCAAGCUAAUAUGAGCCAAAUGAAGGAAGUCAUUUCAUGUAGCGAGAACAAGAAAAAAGAACCAGUUUUUUUUUUUUGUUGCCAUUUAGCUAUUCAGCACAGCCUCCGUGGUCCAAGAGAUUAACCAGCACAACGUGCAUGGAGUCCUUCAUUUGGGUUGUUUCUUUAGUUUUCACUUGGCAGUUAUGCUUUUUUGUAGUGCAUAUAUAGUAUGACGUGUGGUAGUACUAUGCACAACACAGUCAUUUUAGAUUUACAGAUCAACUCCCUCCCGCUGUUCUGCACUGGGUCAGUGAAUUUUUCCCAUUUUCCUUAUAUUCAUUUGGCUUGAGGUAAAGACUGGACCAACUCUGCUCUGUGUCGCCUCCACAGCACAGUUCAUUUGUGUGGAGGUGUGUUGUUCAGUUAUUACUCUGUGGUCAGUGAAAAGAGGUUUAAUAUGAUGUUGCUUUUCAGACUGAUUUACACAGAUGAUUUUUUGAGAUGGAUGAAUAUUAAUAAUCUGUCAAGUAUCUUAUACAUAGACUGAUUGUUAGAGAGAAUUAUUUUUGUAGAAGAGUCAAAAGUCUUUGGAAAUAGAAAGCUUUUGAAAAAAAGGUGCACUGUUUUUAAAGUUUGGACCUCUGGAUUUAUUUUUAUUUUUGAUGCAAAGGGUUGGAAAUUUAGGUUUUUGUUCUUAGAUGAGUUAUUCACCUACAUGAAAUGGCCCUGGAAGCCAGUUAUGAGGUAAUGAUAUACAUUUCAUCUACAGACUUAAGCUUCCAACAAAUACAUAUUUUCUAGCCUAGUAUCACUUCUGGGUUUUGAAAUGUUAAAUUCAGGUAGCAACAUUUUCCCAAACAGACCAGUUCCAUUUUCAAAUGAACCAAACCCAAACGGAAAAGAUUAAGUCACGCCAUCAUAUUGAUUCCAGUCAGGAUGAAUCAGUUGUACUGCAUCGUGAGUUGUACCUGCUGUUCCUCGACAAGUUGAAAAUCCCAAGAUUUAAAGGGGAGGUGACAGCGGUGCUGCUGAUUUGAGGGCUGUAAAAUUGUGUGUGAGAAAGCAUAGAAGUGCCUUUAGUCGCCACUACAAGCUCAUUUUCUCCUUGUCAUCGUCAGAGCGCUGCUCUCCAAGACGCUGCCACCGCCACAUUUGCCAUUUGUCCAAAACAAAGAGGUGUCUGGCAGAUGAGUGUAGCUGUUGUGUGUGUGUGUGUGUGUGUGUUAUCUUGAGCAUAUUAUAGAUAAGAAGAUGGCAGAUUUUAGUUUUGUGUCUGUUGCUAGAUAUAGAAUUGUUACAUAUUCCUUCUUUCUAUGGUGGCGGCCGUACCAUGCCCGGUUUUUUUUUUUUUUUUUUUUUUUUUUUUUUCUGGUCAGGUUACUUUUUGAAUAAAACUAUGCUAUGAUAGAAAUGUAAACCGAACACAUCCAUGGCCCAGUCCAGUUGUUUGAAGCUCGUUGGAUAAGCUCUCAAGUUAAUGCAUGCAGUGUUUCUUGGUGUAUUAAGAGUCAUUUCCUUGUGGUUGAGUCAUCGGCCACCGCUGACACAUCCAUUCUCCAGUUCGUUGGACCAACACUUUUGUGAAUGCACUUUUUUUGUUCUACAGACUUGUACUAGUGUGUCUAAUGCCCAACAACCAUAAACUAACAUACAGUGGUGAAGCUCAGUUGUUGACAGUGUUUUUAGUUGAUAGGUUCAGAGUCUUUCUAUACAAUAUAUCAGGAGCGGUGUCAGGACACAGUGUACAGUAUAUGUGUUUGUUGUUUUUGUGUCCACAAUUGUCAUGUAACUGAUGCUUUUACACAAUUGCAAUGUUUUCAUCCUAGAGUUAGUUUUUCUAAAUGGACUGUAUGAACUCUGUAAUACUUUUCAAACCAACUUUAAGAAGAGCUGCUGGCUCAUUAUGCAAUUUGUGUGUAGACAGCAAAAUUGUCCAACUUAACAAGACAAGUAAUUUCCCUAAAGGAUCAGUUCACCCAAUUGCCAAUUACUCCUGGUGAUAUCCAAACAUGCAGCUCGUGUUUGCUUUCUGAGAGUUUUAGAGUGUGGAUACACAAACCAAGCCUGACGGGACCCAUCGGUACCCGAGGGUUCAGGCCGGGUUUGGGCACAUGGGUCAAACUUUAGGCUAGAUGGCUGGAGCACCCAUUGGAGUCGAACAGACGUAUGCAGCCCUAUUCAUGCUCUAUUUGAGAUAUCAGUCUUUAAAAUGUAUUUAUUUAAUUUAAUUUAUUAUUUUAUUUUAUUGUUUUGUAAUUAAUUAGUCCCAGUUAAUGUUAAGAUCAGUGGAUUAUCCAGAAUAACCAAAACGCUAAUUCGGGAAAGUAAUUUUUAAAUGCUUUUAGAAGCAUCAACAUAAUUUUGUUCACCUCCAUUGUCCUCAAGUGCCGAUAGAAAAGAGAUACUGUAUGUCAACAUCUCAUUACAUGGAAAUGAAACUAAAUGCAUAGCUGGAUGCCACCAGGAGAAAGUGACAGCCUUUUCUCGCUCUUCAAGAUAGUUUCAGUUUGCUUCCAUUUUGACAGUUUGUUCAGUGUUUCAAGAAAAAUCUAUAAAUGUUGCACUUGUUAAGAUGAGCAGUUCUGCAGUGUAGUUAAGCACUGACAUGUUAGACAUGUUAUCUGACAUGUUAAUCACAAGCGUUUAGUAGCUAGAAGCAAUGCCACUGCAGUUGCAAUGAAACCUGGUCACACAGUGAGACGGGCACGAGACUGACAGAAGGUGACUUUGUGUCUCUGAAACUCAAAGCUUUCAUCCUGCUCAUCUCUUAGAUAUGCAUUUGUGUCAGAGCUUCUUGAGAAACUUUUUUUCUAUAUAACAAAUGAUUAUUCAAGGAAUUAAAUAUUUUUUCAGCCGCUUUGGUGCACUGUAAAUGAUAUUUCUUGAAAUGGCCUCAUACACAAAGCACAUCUUUCACUGACUACAAAGAAACACAUAUAUGUCUAUUAAGAUUUGAAGAAUGAAUGACAUACUAGAGAAUAAAUAUUUUGAGAUAUAUAUACUGAGAUAUCUAUAUUUUUGGAUGAUGAAAUUCUGAUUUGGAUUGUGGUUGAAUCAAAUCACAAAGGGGCUUUGAUGUGAACAUGUUUUUAGGCUUGCUCCAUGGCUGCUUUGUACCCGAGCAGUUUAUCGAAAUGCAAGCAUUUGUACUAAUCGGCUGCAGAACAGAACUGUGUGGUUACAGUCAGUUGACCUCCAUGUAAUCGGUUCAAUUAUAAGGUGCGUUCAGAGGAUGAAGCAAGCUCAUGUACAUGUGUUAAUAUUUACAGAGCUGAGUCUAUGUUAAGUGCAGUCUUGACUGCUUUGCAUUUAUUAAAUAUUAGACUUUUGUUUUAGUCUUUCUUGAAGCUGGGAAUCUGUUCGGUCAGUUUGGAAGAUUCUGGUUUUUGUGAGUAGAGGCAGUGUUAAAAAGUGGCACCACAAAAGAAACACUUAGGAUGCAGGCCAAGGCGAUUGGCCCCAUAUUGGAACCUGAUGCUGUAACAAAGCAAACCAUCUUACCACUGUAUCUUCCUUUGGCUGAUCUCUUUGGUCGCUGAAUGGGGAAAGGAAGUAAAAACCUGACAAAGGUUCGUGAUUCAACUCUUCAUGAUCUUUGUACACAGAGCAGUGUUGGCAUUAGAAAGUGUUAUUUUUAUGGUGCCUGAAGUUUUUGUUUGUUUGUUUAUUUGUUUUUAAAAUGCUUUUUUAAAAAGCUAAUAGAUUUGUUUGUCAAUGUUUUUUGUUUGUUUGUUUGUUUGUUUGUUUGUAUUUGUUAAGGAUAAUGUUAUAGAGCCUAUAAAGAAAAAAAAUAAGCUAGCUUGAAUUUUUUUCCUCUAAAAAGAAAAAAAAAUACAAAUGUUUACAAUAUGUAAUUAACCAAAUAGUAAAUAAGCGUUUGAGAAUCAAUCUGUCUGUCCCUCAAAGUGGCUGUGAUAGAUUGAGUUAUAUUUCUUUAUUUUUUCCGUCAUUUUAAACUUGAAAAUGUCAUGACUGCCUGUUCUUUUUUUGUGGUUUGAUCUUUUAUUUUUUAAUUUUUACAUGCAAGAACAGUGCUCCCUCAAAUUUCAAACAUAACAAGAUGAAUUUGUCCAUAACACGCAGUCUUUGUCAUUCUUACCGGCUUCACCUUACACUGAGCCUUUUUUGUGCAGGACUGAAUCCUAACUUGAGACGCUGUUGCAUCUUUUGUUGUUUAUAUUAUUUACAGUAUAGUAGAUUUCAUUAUGACUUUGUUAAGUGUCUCUAUGGUAAGGAGAGAAUUGUUUAGAGGUGAUACCUACAUGUUGUGAAUAACAGCAAAAACAUGCCACUUGGUGCUUGUGUACAGUUUGGUACAUAAACAGAGUUGGAAAUUCAGGAAUAACUAUCAAGAAACAUCCCGUUGUUGAUUUUGCACUACACAGAAAAUGAUACACAAAUAAAAAGGUGAACCAGUUGCUCUAUAAGCUGAUUAACACAUUUUUAAGACCAAAAUGUAUCCAGUGUAGUUUCCGCUUGUGUGUGUGGUUUCCCCAUGAACUACGAUGAACAGCUGCACUUUCAUUUCCCCCCUUUUCUACCUUUAUCGUCUCACAUCAUCACUUCUCAGUCUGGACCUGAAAGUUUGCCCUUUGUUUGAAUAUUGUCAGUGUUGUGUAAUAUUUUUCACUGGUGUAUAGUAGUUCAUAUUCAAGACCCAACUCUACAUGUUGGAGGUGAGAUUAGCAGUGAUCCAUUUAGCAAUGAUUUGGGCAACUUUGGAGAGCAGCAACAAUUUAAAAACUAACUACAACAGCCAUUGCUCUACAGUGUUGCACAACAAGUUGUCUGACGUAUCGCUGCCAUGACAGCAGCAACAGAUAUAUUGUCUUAAGGCAUAGUUAAAGUUACAUUAUGUAACUUAAGGUAGCAAAAGCAUGAAACUCCAAAUCAGUCCACUCUGCUUGACCCAGCACUCCCUCUCCCUGCUCCACUAUGCUCUAUUGCGAUCUGCUACGCUCUGUCACGUUCUGCUCAACUCUUCAGAUAUUUGCCAUUAUGAAAUUUCAAUAAAUGAGAAUCCAACAACACUUACAGACCAAACAGAAAUAAUAGAAAAUCUCUGAUUGGUUAGAGAGGUCAAUCCCACUCAAAACCUUUUAGAAGCUAAUGUCUCU
Messenger RNA from Monopterus albus (swamp eel), 9786 nucleotides. It is a transcript of the gene pik3r2, whose product is annotated as phosphoinositide-3-kinase, regulatory subunit 2 (beta). Gene Ontology annotation, cellular component: phosphatidylinositol 3-kinase complex. Gene Ontology annotation, molecular function: 1-phosphatidylinositol-3-kinase regulator activity; protein binding. Gene Ontology annotation, biological process: phosphatidylinositol phosphate biosynthetic process; insulin receptor signaling pathway. Bases 848 to 3052 code for a protein of 734 amino acids. The transcript is spliced from 16 exons. NCBI's taxonomy places the organism in Eukaryota, Metazoa, Chordata, Actinopteri, Synbranchiformes, Synbranchidae. The record is from RefSeq and is a predicted model, not a curated record.